GCAACUCGACUUAAUAUAUGAUAAACAGGUUAAUUUGUUUAAAUUCCUGCCUGCCGCUCAGUGCGUGAUUGCUGCUCCAAAUCCAAAGUCGUUGUAAAAUGUUGCGUAACAGGCUGGUAGAUGGAGUCAAUAAGAUAAGGCCCAUCCUCAGCGGAUGGCAAUCCCUGAGAUCCCUAUCAAAUGGGGCGAACUCAAAGCUGACAACAAUAGAGGUGGAUGAUAAGAGUGGAAUCGCCACCCUAUCGAUGAACCUGCCGCCGGUAAACACUUUGACCAUGGACCUGAUGCACGACCUUAUCGACUCCAUCAAUCAGAUCGAGAGCAACAAGAGCCGUGGUCUUAUCCUGACAUCGAGCAAUGACAAGGUCUUCUCUGCUGGUCUUGAUCUCAAUGAGCUUUUAAACCCGGAAGUGGAGCGUUUGCGGUUAUUUUGGACCCGGUUUCAGGACUUAUGGCUGGCACUACAUCUUUGUGGACUACCCACAGCAGCGGCCAUCAAUGGUCAUGCUCCUGCCGCCGGCUGCGUCCUGGCCACCGCCUGCGAGUACCGGGUAAUGCUCCCCAAUCGCUUUAUUGGAAUCCAUGCCACCCGCUUCAGUUUUGUCAUCUCCAAGUGGAUGAUGAACUCGUACCAAAGCGUCCUGCCCCGCAGGAUUGUGGAGCGGGCUUUGAACCAAGGUAAGCUCUUCGCCACCCAGGAGGCCCUGGAGGUGGGCCUUGUCGACGAGGUCUCGAGCAGCAAGGAGGAGGCCCUGUCCAAAUGCGCUGCCUUCAUAGCCACCUUCGAUAAGGCCAAUCCCGUGGCCAGGUGUCUCACCAAGCGAAUGUGCCGCGAGGCAGAUGUGCAGGACCUGCUCAAGGAUCGGGCCGGGGAUCUGAAGGAGUGCGUCGACUAUGUGACCACUCCACUUUUCCAGGAGGGCCUGUGCGCCCAUCUCGAAGGUCUUAAAAAGAAGAAAUAGCGGGCUUUGAAAGCUACCAAGGUGAUCAUCACGAAUUGCAUUUAUUUUAUAUGGGCUUUUAUGUGUAUUAAAAUUGUUAAUCCGAA
Messenger RNA from Drosophila subpulchrella, 1048 nucleotides. RefSeq names its product enoyl-CoA delta isomerase 1, mitochondrial. Gene Ontology annotation, biological process: fatty acid beta-oxidation. NCBI's taxonomy places the organism in Eukaryota, Metazoa, Arthropoda, Insecta, Diptera, Drosophilidae. The coding region runs from base 99 to 962 and encodes 287 amino acids. Gene Ontology annotation, molecular function: enoyl-CoA hydratase activity. Gene Ontology annotation, cellular component: mitochondrion. The record is from RefSeq and is a predicted model, not a curated record. The transcript is spliced from 3 exons.